This is a messenger RNA of Talaromyces stipitatus ATCC 10500, 2235 nucleotides long. RefSeq names its product Mis6 domain protein. Gene Ontology annotation, cellular component: kinetochore; cytosol; nuclear body. Bases 1 to 2235 code for a protein of 744 amino acids. The transcript is spliced from 4 exons. Lineage: Eukaryota; Fungi; Ascomycota; Eurotiomycetes; Eurotiales; Trichocomaceae. The record is from RefSeq and is a predicted model, not a curated record.
AUGUCGUCCCCGAUUGCUAGUUCGGUAGCGAAUGAGCAGUUUGGAGAUAUACAAGCACAGCUCAGAAGUUUGCGGAAUAGUGUAGAUCAUCUCGAAGCUGUUGCGUCCGUGCCAGCAAAACAGAGAAAUACAAGCGUCAAAGAAAUAGCUAGUGAUAUUGCAUCUGAUGCCUAUAAUGUCGGCAUUCCCACCGAUAUCUUGGAACAGCUGGUAGACGUUCUCACGAAACCGAAUCAUUUGGACCAACCCACUAUCACGACGUUGGUCAAGAAUCUGUAUCCCCUGGAACGAGUUCCUUCAAUUGUGGUGACCAAGGCAGUAUGCAGUCUGGGGCCAACAAAACUCAAACCCUCCCUUGCGACGCAAACACUUCUUCUGCAAUGGCUUCUGCUUGUUUACGAGUUCCUGGAGGAACCAGCCAUUUUAUUCAAGCUUUACUCGGUUUUGUUUAAUCUACUCGAUAUGAUCAGCUUGCGUCGACCGCUAUGCCACAUCUUAUCUUUAAUAACACGUCGUCCGCAUGUGAAGCCUUUCCGGAUCCAGGCCAUCAUGGAGCUCCUACGCAAUGCUGGGGACGAUGAGAAAGAGCUCAUGGGACUACUACGAGUAUUCAAAAACUACUACCCUGAUAUUAUUGUCGGGGAAAUUGGCCGCUCGAAAUUCUUCUUCAAACAUCCAGAUCCUGAGUGGACGGCCAAACUGAGGCAGUUGCAGGAACGAAACUUGGAAAGAAUCCAGUUCGGCAAUGGACAUAAUGUCUUCCAGGUUGUGAGACGCGGUGUAUCCAAACGAAGAAAGGUCUCUGGAAUUAUUCCGGAUCUACAGACAUCGCGGGUGAAGCCGAACUUUACAUCCCUUGAAGAACUGAGGGAUGUUGAUAAUUUCGUGGAGAGCUUAGAGAAGAUCGAAUUGCCGAAUCAGAUAGUCUCAAUGUUGGAGAACCGCAUGGCACACAAAUACAUGGCGUUCGUGUUACCGGAAAUUGCUAGAGAUCGAUUGGAAGAUUGGUUAGAUGCGUUCUUGAAGGAUGAAAUUGAAUUGGCGAAACUUCCGGACUCUGCGGAUUCUGAAGCUAUUCGAUAUGUUUUAGGGGCUGUUUGUGGUUAUGUUCAAUCCACGAAGCAAUUGCCUAAUGCCGUGCAAACGUUUCUCAAUAAUUAUCUUCAAACAUGGAAUGGGCGAGACUAUCGACAAGAAAUUUUCGGUAUCUUACAAUUUAUACCAAAAGGCUCGUAUGAUGACAUUCGGAGCCAGUACCUGGAGCGACUAGAUACCACCGUUUUAGAUCAUACAGCAUCAUCAAGGACAGACCUUCUUGACUUCUAUGCAAACUUGAUUCGGCGAUGGGGAAUAAGUCUCAGGACACAAGAUUCCUCAUUCACUAGUGGAAACCUCAGGCUACUGGUGUCUCUAAUCACGCAUGUCGAGUUCCUCCUACUGUCGCUUAUGGAGGUACCAUUUACCACGGAGGCUAGGAAUGUGGGUGAUUCCAAACCCGUGAUAAUGAGUAUUCUCGAUCUGUACUCAAAUUUAGCGGAGCUUUACUCCCAUGCCUCGACUAAUGGCAAUAUCCGCCUGACAGUACCCCUACCACCCGUGAUAUACAGUCUGACAUUCACAUCUAAUCUCGCUCAAAUAUCACGCCUAUGUAGUAUCCUCGCUACAUACAAGAACUCAUUUGAAACUUCAUUAACAUCUCAAACAUUGCGGUCACCGGACAAGUCCACUGGAGAAUUCUAUCCCCCUGAAAUGAUCGGUCUUUAUAAUGGCUAUAUCAUGGACCUGUGCAACCUCGUUUGGCGAAACCGUGCACUAAAUCGCGAAGAUCAGAACGCUCACGGUUGCCUGGUACCUGAAUUAGCCAAGGAUGCAUUUGUGGAAUAUAUAAACGAUUCGAACGAGAUAUUAAAGCACCGCAGACGCCCCGAGGGCCCUGCAUUUAAUCACUCACUUGGAUUGAUGUUUUCUCUUAGUCAUCAUGUUGCUUUGGCGAACCAUUCGGCAGCAUGUUUCGCUGUUCUUGAGGAGCAGAGUACUGAAACCGGCCGGGAAGAGUUCAGGUUGCGAAAACCUGUCACGCAAAAUGCAUUGAAGACGCUUGAAAAGGAAGGCGGAUUGAAGCUGACCUGGCAAGAAUAUAGGGUGAAGAUGUUGGAAUGGUUUGACAGCAUGGGCAGUGAUGGUAUUGGGAAGUUGAUGAGAAGUACUAUGAAAGAGUUCCGGAAAGAUGAUUGA